AUGAACACUGCUAAGCUGGGGAUUCUGUCUCCUACCUCAACAUGUCACACGUUUGACAGUUCUGCCGAUGGUUAUGGACGUGCUGAGGGAGCUGGAGCUUUGUAUGUUAAGCGCCUUGCCGAUGCCAUUCGUGACGGCGACCCGAUUCGUUCCGUCCUGCGUUCUACUGCUGUCAACACGUAA
Aureobasidium uvarum is the source of this 183-nucleotide messenger RNA. Lineage: Eukaryota; Fungi; Ascomycota; Dothideomycetes; Dothideales; Saccotheciaceae. The record is from the annotation of a GenBank genome assembly.